AUGCCGAUCUCUACGACUCUCAAGAAGCUUGUGCCUUCCAAGCUCAAGCACUCGCACACGCCAACUUCGAACGGCGACAAGCGUAUAGACAAGGUCAACGGCGACGACAGCCCAGAAGAUGCUACCACGCCUCCAGCAGAAGAAGUAGAGGCGAUCGAGGAGUUCGACGUGCCAUCACCUGAUGGUAGCCCGACGCGCGAGAUUGCCGAGUCUGAGCUCGGCAUGGAGGGCGUCGCGACGGAGGCGGAGAAGGAGGAGAUCGCCAAACUCAUCGCUGACUACGGAUCAUCGUCCAACACUUCCUGGCUCGAGUUCUCUCGAUACAAGAUCUGGCGCGCAGACAAGGACAUCAAGGGCUCUUCAUUCCGUCCCGUUCAGGGAUACUUGCGCUCUGAUCCAUACGUCUUUGCCUGGGGCAACCCGCUCGUCUCUGAUCCGUCCGCGCUUACCGAGACAUGCCUCGAGUUCUGGAAGUGGGCCAAGUCACAGAAAUUGAAGCUCGUUUGGUGCUGUGUUGACGACCAGAUGGAGAAGAUCUUGGGCAAGGGCUCGAAGUUCAACUGGUCAAUCGUCUCGUGCAUCGUCGAGGAUGUAAUGGAGCCCCACAAUGUCGUCGAGCUCGCGACCCAAGCCGGCGGCGACUCGAGUGCGAAGGACUUUAAGAAGAACGUCCGUCGCGCGGAGCGGGAGGGCGUCGACAUCCGCGAGGUCGGCUGGAAUGAUUGGAGCGACGACCAAAAGAAGGAAGUUGAGGAGGGCAUCAUUGCCUGGAAGCAGGCCAAGUCCGGUCUUCAACUUGCAUCGACUUCAUUCCAGCCAUGGGUUGACGCCGAGCACCGCCGCUACUUCGUCGCGGAGCACAACGACAAGAUCGUUGGUAUUCUCAUCCUGGCUAUCGUCGGUGGCAACCAGUUCCAGAUCAAGAACGCCGCGUCCUUCCCUGGCGCACCGCGCGGCACAUCUGAGUACCUGAUCUACCAGUCUAUGCAAGCGCUUGAGGAGGAGGACGAAGGCGCGACUGUCUUUGAUGACGAAGAGGACCGUGCUCGCAGCCCUGUACGCAACAUGAACGCGGACCCCUCGCGAGAGUCGUCCGUCAUGAGCGAGGACUCUUCUGCAUCGUCUGACCGCCCAAGACGGGUCACCGUCACGUUCGGCAUCACCGCCGCUGACGAUCUUACGGCUGUCGACAACCUCAAGGGCUGGCGUGUAUCGUGGCUCUCGAAGACUUACUCAAAGGUCGUCGGCGCUACCGGUAUCACGAAGCGCGGAGACUUUAGGAGCAAAUUCGGUACGGAGCACGUGCCUAUGUACGUCUGCUACCCGUCGAAGCAGGGCUUCGGCAUCGAUGGCGUCCGCAAGCUCAUGAAGUGCUUGCGCCAGUGA
Peniophora sp. CBMAI 1063 is the source of this 1386-nucleotide messenger RNA. The record is from the annotation of a GenBank genome assembly. NCBI's taxonomy places the organism in Eukaryota, Fungi, Basidiomycota, Agaricomycetes, Russulales, Peniophoraceae.